Molecule: messenger RNA, 7301 nt
Organism: Zootoca vivipara (common lizard)
Lineage: Eukaryota; Metazoa; Chordata; Lepidosauria; Squamata; Lacertidae
Source: RefSeq, a predicted model, not a curated record
AGUUGUAGUCCCAAAAUUUCUGGAGGACUGAGUUUGCCUAUGCCUGGACUAGAGGCAUGUGUGCAUCUGGAGCACUGCAGGAGUUGCUGUAAGUGCUUCUUUUGUAAAUACUUAACAAUCAGACACAUGCUUUCCUUAGCCGGGGUGGGCCAGGGCAUUGACAUACAGUGGUACCUCUGGUUAAGAACUUAAUUCGUUCCGGAUGUUGUUUGUCUCUAUACUAGGAUAUUAUUUCAUGGUAGCUUUAAAAAACUCAUAUUUUUUCUGCUAUAGACAUGAUGUACGUGGGAGCAGUUUAGACUGAAAAACAAAUCUGCGCAUCUCAAUGACAUCAUAUAAGACAGUUGGUAAAGGAGUUAGCUGUCAAAACAGGUAGGGAUAGUAAACAAAUCUCUUUUUUGAGGAAAGGACAAAGGUUUAAUAUUGGGUAUGGUUAAAAUGUAGAAUAAAAGUUGGUUGGCUAUAUUUAUAAAGUUAAUAAUAUCUAACUUUGCUCCUGUGUAAGAAAUAAUGGAUCAGAUAUGAAAAGAGGAGUUGUGGGAAACAAUUCUUGUUAAAUAUUUUCUUUCACGGCCUUGAGGAACAUAUGGCCUAGUUUUUAAGCAUUCCAGGUUCAAAGUAGAACUGCUGUUUGCCAAUAGAUAGAGUGGUUUGGUGAUGGGUGAUAGCAUUUCCCCCCUGGAUAUCCAAAUGAAUUGAUCCGGACUAAAUUGCUCUGAAACAACUGUUAGAUGGCUUGGGGCCAGGAAUCCUGCUCCUUUCUGCAGUGAAGAAGUUGUUUUUACACAAUAAAAUACUUGUGAUAAAAGCUUAUCUGAAUAAAGCUUGUGAUUGUUGGGAAACCUCAUCUGGUAAGGUUUUUUGUCUUGAAAUUUUGAAUUUGAGUGAAGACUAAGAGUAAUCUCCUAAUUUCUGUGCUACCUUUUAUUCCUCAUUUAAUUCCGGGAACUCCAUAUUUGAAGAAAUAUCUGACAGUGAGUUCAGUUGUGUCUACACAACUGGACAUCUGUGUUGGGUAUUGAGGUCACUUUGUGAUGGAUACAACAUUUGGUGUUGGCAUCUGUCUGUCUCUGGAGACAAUAGAUGAGUAUGCCUUUGCAGGUGAAGUCAAACUGUUGGAAGGUUACAACGCCUGCUGUGGCUGUAGAGACCACAGAGAUACAUGUUUAGUUGCAGCUGGGGCAGAUGCACCAUGACAUUUCUUCCUCUCUGUGCUUCUCCCAGCAGUCAUUCCUCCUCUGGUCACUGCUAUGGACUGCAUGACCUGACUGGCUGUCUCCAGGCACCGCAGUUGUCUUCAAGAGAUUCCCACAUGGUGGGGUUGGCGUUGCCAGCCUUCAUGCCACGAUUGCAGCACACAUCUGUCGACGGAUAUACUGAGCCCCAUGUCCAGCCCACAAAAUCAAGUAGCAGACAAAACAUACCCCGUUGCAGAAACUCAAUCACGUCUACAAAUGAAGACCAUCCUCACAUUGGGAAUUACCGCUUACUAAAAACAAUAGGAAAAGGAAAUUUUGCUAAAGUGAAACUGGCUAGACAUGUUCUUACUGGUAGAGAGGUUGCUGUGAAAAUAAUAGACAAAACCCAACUAAAUCCUACCAGCCUACAAAAGUUGUUCCGAGAAGUACGAAUAAUGAAGAUUUUGAACCAUCCUAACAUUGUUAAAUUAUUUGAAGUUAUUGAAACAGAGAAAACAUUAUACUUAAUUAUGGAAUAUGCCAGUGGAGGAGAAGUGUUUGACUACUUGGUGGCACAUGGAAGAAUGAAAGAGAAAGAGGCACGUGCAAAAUUUAGACAGAUUGUGUCUGCUGUGCAGUACUGUCAUCAAAAGUGCAUCGUUCAUCGUGAUCUCAAGGCCGAAAACCUUCUUCUUGAUGGAGAUAUGAACAUUAAAAUUGCAGAUUUUGGUUUUAGCAAUGAAUUUACUAUAGGCAACAAACUGGACACUUUUUGUGGAAGCCCCCCAUAUGCUGCCCCUGAACUUUUCCAAGGAAAGAAAUAUGAUGGGCCGGAAGUGGAUGUCUGGAGUCUCGGAGUCAUUCUUUACACUCUAGUCAGUGGAUCGUUACCAUUUGAUGGUCAGAAUUUAAAGGAACUGAGAGAACGGGUAUUACGGGGGAAAUACCGGAUACCAUUCUAUAUGUCCACAGACUGUGAAAAUCUAUUGAAAAAACUACUCGUAUUGAAUCCAAUCAAGAGAGGGAGCUUGGAGCAAAUAAUGAAGGACCGAUGGAUGAAUGUUGGUCAUGAAGAGGAAGAAUUAAAGCCAUACACUGAGCCUGAACCAGAUUUUAAUGACACCAAAAGAAUAGAUAUAAUGGUCACUAUGGGUUUUGCAAGAGAUGAAAUUCACGACGCUUUAGUAAACCAAAAAUAUGAUGAAGUCAUGGCUACUUAUCUGCUCCUAGGCAGAAAACCACCUGAGUUUGAGGGGAGCGAAUCCCUGUCUAGCAGUAACCUGAGUCAAAGAUCUCGACCCAGCAGUGACCUCAACAACAGUACUAUGCAAUCUCCUGCUCACCUGAAGGUCCAGCGGAGCAUAUCAGCCAAUCAGAAGCAACGUCGGUUCAGUGAACAUGGUGGGAAUGGCAUUCAACCAAUUGGCCCAUCGAUUCCUCCCGCUGUCUCGUACUCAAAAAGAGCUCAGGCAAACAGUGUGGAGAGUGAACACAAAGAGGAAUGGGACAAAGAUGUGUCACGUAAAGUGAGCAGCACUACAGUGGGGUCCAAAGGCGAAAUGGCCGCAAGUCCAUUGGUGGGGCCUGAAAGGAAAAAAUCGACUACUAUUCCAAGUAAUAAUGUGUUUUCUGGGACUGGCAUGACACGAAGAAAUACCUAUGUCUGUGAACGCUCUACAGAUCGCUAUUCUGCCAUUCAGAAUGGGAAAGACAACAGCCUAACAGAAAUGUCUGCAAGCAGUACCUCCUCUACUGGCUCCGCUGCCACUUCGGCAAUAUCAGCACGACCUCGACACCAGAAGUCCAUGUCUGCCUCUGGCCACCCUAUAAAAGUUACACUCCCAACUAUCAAAGAUGGCGCUGAAGCUUAUCGACCAAGCAGCGCAACUCAAAGAGCACCUGCUGCUUCCCCAUCUGCUCACAGUAUUAGUACUAGCACUCCAGACCGAACCCGUUUUCCUCGAGGGAGUUCGAGCCGAAGCACUUUCCAUGGUGAGCAGCUACGGGAGCGGCGCAAUGCUACGUACAACGGGCCACCUGCAUCACCAUCACAUGAAACAGGCACAUUUGCUCAAACUAGAAGAGGGACGUCAACUGGCAUUAUAAGCAAAAUAACUUCCAAAUUUGUCCGCAGGGAUCCAAGUGAAGGCGAAGCCAGUGGCAGAACUGACACCUCAAGGAGCACUUCUGGGGAACCAAAAGACAGAGAAAAAGAAGAUGGUAAAGAUUCUAAGCCACGGUCUUUGAGGUUCACGUGGAGCAUGAAGACCACAAGCUCCAUGGACCCAAAUGAUAUGAUGAGAGAGAUUCGAAAAGUGUUAGAUGCUAACAAUUGUGACUAUGAACAAAAAGAGAGGUUCCUGCUCUUCUGUGUCCAUGGCGAUGCACGACAAGACAGCCUCGUCCAGUGGGAGAUGGAAGUUUGUAAAUUGCCACGCCUGUCACUCAAUGGAGUCCGCUUCAAGCGAAUAUCCGGGACUUCUAUUGCCUUUAAAAACAUUGCAUCCAAAAUAGCGAAUGAGCUUAAGCUGUAAAGAGCAACAACGUUUCCGGGAUCAGGGAAGAGUCUAGCUUACAUUCUGAAUGUACUGGUUAUGCCUAACAUGAUUGGCUUGUGAAACUCCCCAUGUAGAAAUUGCCCCAUUGCAAUAAGGUUAUACAUAGUUAUUCUGAAUUGUAAAAUUAAAUUCAGUAUGACCCAUAUUAAAAGGAAAAAAAACUGUAGCUGAAGAAGUUAUGUUCACAUGUACAGGUAAGUAUAUAGAUCAUUUUGCUCAUUUUAUGUUCAUAGAGUUGUAUAAUAAAAAAAGAAGGCUUAAAUGCAGAUCUUGUAUAGUUGUCUAGAUAUCAGCACAGAAGUGUGUUUGCUUUGAGUUAAAAAGUUCUUCCUGGUCAUUAUUUACAUUUUUUGUGGUUUUUAUAAUUCUUACCUCUUACCAUGCGUUUUUAAAAAACUACGUCCAUAGUAGAAAUGCACAAAAAAAAUGUUUUCACAACUGUAGCAUGAACAAUUUUAGUUACUUUAAAACAAAUCACAUAUAAAAAUUGAAUUAGUCAAGGACAGAUUGACAUUUGUUCUAUACAAGAUUUUUCCUGCUUCCCUUUCACUCUUAGCCUCCUUUAUAGAACAGUGUUUAUUUGGCAGAAUAAAAAAAAUAAAAAUGCAACCAUGUUUACAGUGUUGGCACUUACAGUGAAGAAAAGGGGGUUCUGAGUAUGUUGGCCUCUGGCCCCUUGAAACAUGUUGGGGAACAGAAAUCAUGUCUUGAUAAUAUUUUGGGGGAAGAUUGAAAUAUUGCUCUUGUGACAUAUGGUCAAGUGUAGCAACAGAACAGAAGUACAGUUCAUAUUCAUUCAUCAUGGAGUGAAAUACUAUUGUUCUCGGCCUUCACAAAUCCCACUUUAUGAAAAUACAUUGUUUCGUAGCACAAGGUAUUCUGAAAUGUUGCCCAAUCGUAAGAGCUAAUAAAUGACACCUCAGGAAUUAACUGGUUUUUUUAAUAUUCCCCACCCCACGCUCCAGUAUGUGCAGUUUCAUAUACUUUACAGCUGAGCAAACAUUGUUUAUAACAAUAGAUUAUUACUUACAUGAUUGUACAAAUUUUGUUCUCAUAUAUCUUGUUUGUGUUUCUAAUAUUUUGCCCACUUUCUUGUAUUUAUUCCACAUCAUUAUGCCUGUAAUGUGCAGCUGUGAGUAGGCAUUUGCCUACGGAAGUAAAGAAAACUCCUUCAUAAUUGGUGAUAGAUAAACUAUGUAAAACCACUAGUACUUGGUACAUUUUAAUAUUUCUUAUUUUGUACUGAAUUAAUCAUAGCGGUUGGUUGUGCAAUGUUAUUUAAUGUCGUAAUUACUGUAAUUUCAAUAUACGGGCCCCAUCCUCACACCCCUGUAAAAAUUAGAGAAGUCAUUCAAAAUUGUCACUUUAUUUAAAAAACGAAAAUGAAAAAAAGAAGCUGUGGUAAACUCUGUAACCCGAAGUUAGAAGGCUGUAAGUGUAGCUAAAUGUGCCAUUUGAGAAUGGAUUUCUGACAGAUGGACUUGACAUGCUGUACUGUACUGUGAUGUAGCUCUCCUGUAACAGUUCUGUUCUGAAAUGAACGUGUAUUGUUGCCUUAGAAGAAGAAAAAAAGGAUGGUGUUUUGGCAAGAAAGAACUGUAGCCCUUUUUAUCUGGUGUUCCUUUUUAAAAAAAAUAAUAAUUUUUUUGAUGCAAGUCAUCCUAAUUCACAUUCACUGGUGCACUCUAUUAAAAACUUACUUGAACGGUCUCAUACUACCCUCCCUUGUCUUUUGCUCUUUGUUGCUAACUGUGCCAGUUGGAUAGUUUGCGGCUCCAGUGAGGAAGGGUUGCAAGAUGGUGAGUUGGUGGUUGCAGGUUUAUGAAAGCUUUUAGAUUUGUGUGUUUCUUUUAUUUCUGAAUAGUUUCUUAAAACCAACCCAAGUGCCUCCCCUCCCCAACCUUGGCCUUGUUUCUUUUUUUUGAGGGGCAUGGUUCAGUUUUAGAGGACCCCCGUUCCUUGCGUGAAUUCAUUCCAGAUAUGAACUUGGGACCGUUUUUUGUUGUUGAGAUUUACCUUAGUAUGCCCAAUUCCUAAGGUUAUGAAACUUAAGAAUGUAAACAUUUUAAUCAUCUAAAAAUCAAGUAAAAUUGAUGAAUUCACAAGACGCUAAACAAAUUAUCUUGAUCACUCACAAGCAGUUUAGCCACACUAUUUAAUGUCAGCCUUGCCAAAGAAUUUUUAUUAUGUGCAUCUUCUGCCUUCCUCCAAAGGGUUUAGGGUAGCAUACAUGAUUCCAUUUUAUCAGCACAAUGACUGUGAAAUAGGCCAGCCUAAGAUAAGGGUCUAGAGCAGGGAAUGUGAAGCAUUUUAAGCUUGAGGGUCACAUUCCCUCCUGGGCAACCAUUUGGGGGCCGCAUGGCAGUGGUGGGUGAAAAUAGAGGCAACAGUGGGCAGAGUAACAAAUGUUACUGUAGGCUAGGUUCUACACAUACUCAUGCACCCCUCUCUAUCCAUUCUAGGCAAACAAGAAGCAUCAUCCCAAAGUUCAAGGGCACAUUCCAGACUAGCAAAAAACACUUGAGGUACCAAGUAGGGCAGUUGAGUGUGGCUGUGGAGUGUCAGGAGGGUCACAUAGGCCUAAGGUUCCCCAUCCCUGAACUAAGAGCACCCUGUGCCUUAGAAGGUCUUUGCCAUAAAUGGUUGAGAAUUUCCCACUAAAAGUUUUUUAUUCAGUGCAAUUUACAUUUUCAGUUUUCCUCUGAAGUAACAAGAAUUGUAAGCAUACUUUGCAUUUACAUAAAAGCUUACACAUGAAAGUUGCUUCAUAAGCAAGCUGUGGUCAUUCCUGGAUGGUGAUAGCUUGACCACAAUCACCCAUGCAAAUGUGAGCUCAUGGUUGGAUUACUGCAGCGUGAGGGCUACCUUUGGGCUUGGUCCAGUGGCUGCACCUGGUGUGUGGCUAACAAUCUGCUACUGGGCCAAGUCCAAGGUGUUUGUGCUAAAGUAUAAGUUAAUUAGCUACUUGAGAAACCGCCUUAGCCCUUAUAUACCCUGUAGAUCAUUGCAGUUUGUGGAAGAUUUUCUCCGAAUUCCGGUGAUCUCAGAAGCCUGCUCCACAGUACAGUAACUUGGAAAAAGACUUUCAUUGUCGCUUCCCCGUUCUGUGGAAUAGUGUUCCUGUCAAGAUAUGACAGGUACCCACUUUCUGUGCUUUCCAGGGACUAAAUGAAGAUAUUUUUUCUUCUGAUGGGCUCUUCUAGCUGGAUAAUUGGGUCUUUGCUACAAGUGCAUAUUCUGUAGUGUUUUGUUUUAAAUGUAUCAGCUGCUUUUUUGUGUGUUUGUAACUUUUCUUUGCUGGUUUUUUUUUGCCGUGAGAUGAUUUUGUAGAAGGUGAUUAGUAAAUUGUGAUUAAUAAGAAUAUAAAGAUGGUAGCAAGUAAAUAUUUAUUUGCAACCAUCAGGGCACAUGGCGUUUUGCAGAGUAGAAGACAGGCCUUUGCCCAGACAAACCUACAAACCUGAAAUUUUGACACAGGGAAAACAGAGAGGAGGGAUAAAUGAAGAAUACGUGAUGGUUUCAUUUUAACAUGUGUUUAGGCUGAGUUGGGGAAGGGCCAUAGCUC